Messenger RNA from Orbilia oligospora ATCC 24927, 1524 nucleotides. RefSeq lists its product as uncharacterized. Gene Ontology annotation, molecular function: oxidoreductase activity, acting on the CH-OH group of donors, NAD or NADP as acceptor. The transcript has 4 exons. Bases 1 to 1524 code for a protein of 507 amino acids. The record is from RefSeq and is a predicted model, not a curated record. Lineage: Eukaryota; Fungi; Ascomycota; Orbiliomycetes; Orbiliales; Orbiliaceae.
AUGGAUCCAGUCACAGAACUACACCACCUCAGGUACACAGGGAAGACAGAUGGAAGGAGGCAUUUGGCCAAAUUUGAAAGACUAGUUGCUGAGGCAUACCCUGGUGCCAAAGAUUCCGACAGAUGGCACUUAUUUAUCAAAACAAUUCAACCGGAUAACAAACAACCAAUUGCUAUUGACAGCCCUGGAGGCUGGUUGAUUGGUUUCAGCAAAACCGAUGCAUGGAAAUCUGGUCGUUUAACCUACCAACACCUCAAGGCUGCCUUCUUGGACAGAUGGGCUGGUCGAGGUCGCCGGGAUACGGACUCCCCGACCGAGAGGCGGAUGAUCGAAGGACCCUCAUCACCAGAAAGCGAAGCUUCUUAUCACAGCGGCCCCACGAAAACAACAAUUGAAAUCGACCAUAGCAACAAACAAAAGAACCAAAUUGUGGUCAGCUUCCCUGAUCGAGUUAAGCGAAGAAAGUCGUUCGGCGGCGGUGGUAAUCUUAGUCGACCACGCCACCCGGGUGGAUAUCCUAAUGAUUCCAUGGAAUCUCCGUAUUCUUCAGACUAUUAUACCCGCUCUCCGAGCCCCAGCGAUAUCGAUGGCCCUCCACCACCAUCUCUACCACAACCAAAGCAAUUACAGCCUAAGGAAGUUGUUGUUGUCGUCAAUGAGGAGAGAGCUCUUGCUAGAGUAGAACCCCCAACAGCACCACCGGCCGCUGCGGCUCCGGCUGCACCUCUUCGAUCUAGGCUACUAGAGGGUCGAGUUUGUGCUAUAACUGGCGCUUCCAAAGGUAUCGGGAGAGCAAUUGCAAUGGGCUUUGCACGAGAAGGUGCCCAUAUCAUCGCCCAUUACUGGGGAUCGUCAGCAGACUCCACAAACGACGAAAUUGUCAGCCUCGCCGUUGAUAUCAGAGCAGCAGGACAGGGCUGUACCCUCCUUUUUGGUGAUAUCAGUGACCCAAAGACGAGCGAAAUGAUCGUAAAGAAAGCCGUUGAUGCUUAUGGCCGCCUUGAUGUCUUGGUUACUUGCGCUGGAAUGGCUGGCUUAGACCCUAUGGACAUGACACCAGAAGACUUCGCUCGUUUCUCGGCCGUUAACUACGAAGGAACAUACCAUCUCCUUCGUCUUGCCGCCAACCAAAUGGCGUCCCAGAACGUUGAUUUAAAACCUGAGGACCCUCGUCCCGACUACUCUGUCAUCUGUGUUUCCUCUUCUAAUCCUUCGGAAAUCGGCAACCACAAUACACCAGCAAAGGCCGGAAUGGCCGCCCUCGCCCAUUCUUCUGCUUUAUCACUAGGAAGCAGAGGUAUUAGGUGCAAUACUAUUCUUGCGGCGAACAUCGAGAGAUCAGCAGAGCCACUAGAGGGCACUGCUGAGGAAAGGAGAAAGAUCCUGGAGAGAAUGAUUCCUCUGAGGAGAGUAGGUAGACCUGAUGAUAUUGUUGGACCAGCAGUGUUCUUGGCUAGUGCGAUGUCACGGUACCUUACUGGGACAACAGUAACCGUAGAUGGCGGAUUUGCUGGCUCUUUCUGA